AUGGAGUGUGUGGCCGUGGUUCUGCGUGCAGGUUUAUCCAUACUCCGAAGGCAGGCACUGCGCCGAUGGAGACUACUCCACCAGGAUCUUCUUUACCGGAACCUUUCACUACCGGAAUCUUUGCUGCCGAAAGCUCUUGCCCAAAGCGGUCGUGGUGAUGAAAGCGAGUCCGAACCUUUACAAAAGAAUGACGACCGCACGUGUGCCGAGUGUGAAAAGCCUGGCACCGCUAUGUGGGAAUGUCCACGAUGUGAGGACUCUUUGUACUGUGACGAAUGUAAUGCGGCGGUGCACAGUGCUCGCGUGAUGAGCAAGCACAAGCGCAAAGAGCUUCCGUUAUUGCCAAAGCUUCCUUGCUGUAUUGAAUGCGAAUCAGCGACAGCUAGUGUGCGCUGUGAGCAAUGUGAAUCCAUGUUCUGCGUGUCGUGUGAUGCCAGUGUGCACAAGUUCAAAAGUUUGCAGAGGCAUGUCCGCGUUGAUCUAUCACGUGACGAUAAAGAAAUCAGCUCGAAGACGACCGCGCCAGAGCAAAAGAAUAGAGUACUUGAGAAGAAUGAGAUGGAAACGAUCGAGGCGGCUCAGCUGGUGAAGACUGCGCCACGAACUAAGCUCGUCGAAGCUGUGCCUUAUGUCGAGAGUAUACCGCAACUUGAGUUUUCUAGUGACUCGGACUCGUCGGAAGAUGAAGAGAUGGACGAGCCGUUGGCUAUGCCGCCUGGAAACAGCCAUUUGACGACUGCCGUUACUUCAAUCGAAACGGAAUCUAAUGAGGACUUUGAUGAUGUCAAGCUGCCAGUUUCAGCACCGAUAACCUCUCCUUCAGCCGUCGAAUCACAAUCGUCUCGGUCGUCGGGUUCUGGAACUGGUACGGACAAAUCUUCUACCAAGGUCCGUGCUUUGCCCGCGUCGGUUCGAAAAGUGGAGUUAUCAUCGGAUUCUGAUAGCCCCGACGAUGUAUCAUCCGAACUGACUCGAGCAUCUGCUUCGUCGCCAGAAGAAGCCGCAUCGCCUACGUCUGAAGACGACAGCGCUCCUUCCAAGUCUUCUACAAAGCUCACAAGAGCUCGUAAGCCAGCUUUGGCGGAAAUAUCUUCUGAAUCUGAAAGCGGUUCUGACGAUGACCCUCCGUCCAUACCAGUGGUAAAGCGGGCGAAGAAAGCAGCGCAGAAGAAGAAAUCGUCUCUCGAGUCUUCCGGUAGCUCCAAAGACUCGGCUUCAACCAAAGCAGUGGAAAAGAAGACGAAGAAGAGGAAGGCAUCUGCUUUGGAGCCAGCUGGGAAGAAACUGGCGUCGGUAUCAUCAUCCAGGUCGUCGAGCUCCGAGGACAAAGUUUCUUGGGCUACAUCUGCUAUCAAAGGUACUCCUGUUCCUCGCCGUGCUCCAGUCAGCGUUAGAAACAACAAGGCGGAAGGCAUCUCAAGUGGCAGUUCGCACACUUUGGUCAAGAAGAUUGAGGCUUUCAAGGAUUCAGGCGAACCGGGUGAGCUGCACUUGAAUGCCAACUUGAACGGCUUUGAGCGGCUGCUUGCACACGACUGUGCUGAGCGCCUCGGUCUUGCACACGAAAGCACUGGGUCCGGGCUCGAGCGUCACAUCAUUAUCUCGCGCCAAUGUGCGAAACGAGCCGCUGUGGAUUCUGGCAAUCGAUCUAAGACCAAGAAGAGCAAGCACAGCCGCCACUAA
This is a messenger RNA of Peronospora matthiolae, 1683 nucleotides long. The record is from the annotation of a GenBank genome assembly. NCBI's taxonomy places the organism in Eukaryota, Oomycota, Peronosporomycetes, Peronosporales, Peronosporaceae.